AUGACGAGGCCGUCCAUCAUCAGAGCGGACACCAUCGAUCUUCAGGACCAUCACGCUCCCUCGGCUCAGGAUCAAUCCGCCCACCGAGAUCGACGCCCAGCCGCCCGCGCUCCGCAUCAGGCCGAGACCCUUCGCGACGUCGCCCACAAGACCGCCCAGGAGCAAUCGCGCAGUCCCCGGGCUGCCCUUUCCGCCAGAUACAACGGCCCGCCAUACACCGAUACCGACACCGAUACAGACUCAGACUCGGACACAGACACCGCCAACAUGGACGUCUACCAGCAGCAUCAGCACCAGCAGGACCCGCUGGCCGUGGCCCAGAAUGGCGGCAUGGCCGAUGACGACGACAUCGAGGACGACGGCGACUUGGAUGACGACAUGAUGGAUCGCAUCUCGAGCUCGCCCUCAAUCGAAGAUGGUGCGUGCAGCAACUCUGUUACCGUCACUCCCGUGGCCUGGCCGCGGCGAGUGUCUUCCCUGACCUCCAUCCCUCGGACCCCCUGGGCAUCACUGCACCUGCACCCAAACACUCCAUCUCCUCCAAUCCCUAGCACUAGAGACACAGAUUUCCUGCAGCAGAUUCGAAUUGGGCAUCAUCAUCUUCUUUCGGGUGAGUAUGCCGAAUGUAGCGACCAAUACGAAAACGAAGAUGACGGCGACGAUGACGAUUUUGAUAAUGACGGCGGCUGUGAUGUUGAAGAGGCAGUGGAACACGAUCCCGUGGUGGACGAGAAUGGAGACUGGGCAAUAUCACAAGAUCUAGCUCAUCGGACAUUCGGCGCUAUCGAAGAUGGGAAGACGUAUGAUUAUGCUAUAAGACAUGAUUGUGGCUGUGGCUGUGGCUGUAUCCAUCAAGACGCCUUCAUAUACGAGACCCAAGCCGACAUCGAAGAGGCCGAUACAUCGCUCACGAUACCAUACAACCAAUCCUUUGAAGAAGAUGAUGAUUCUGAUUUCUCCCUCCCCAACGACCCCCGCUUCAUUGACUAUGGUUGGGCAGCAGAGUGCUUACAUGAACCAGAGGAUAUCGAUUUCGAUUUCGUCUAUGCCCUUCACACCUUUGUGGCCACCGUCGAGGGCCAGGCCAACGCGACCAAGGGUGACACCAUGGUUCUGCUCGACGAUAGCAACAGCUACUGGUGGCUGGUAAGAGUAGUCAAGGAUAGUAGCAUUGGCUACUUGCCAGCCGAGCACAUCGAGACGCCCACCGAAAGAUUAGCGCGACUGAACAAACACAGGAAUAUUGAUCUUUCCUCAACCAUGUUGACCGAUACACAAGCCGAUGGAAAACCAAAGACUGGCUUCUCCAUCGGCAUCAAAAAGAAAGCCACUGUCGCUUUUGCAGAGCCCACCUACCACAACUACAACCCUGAUUAUUCUUCGGAUGAGGAAGAUCUCGAUGAGUUGCUAGAGGGAACUCAAGAGAAAAAGGCGGCGCUGUCAGAAGACGACGACGCUGCAGACGAUACUGCCAAGGUGGAACCACUCAAAACCAAAUCUUCCAAGGCCGCCAAGCAACCUGAGCCAACCAAGGAUGAUUCAUCAGACGAUGAAGAUCGGGGCAGCCUCGAUAUUGUGGAGAAGAACGGCCCCAGCAUAUCUCGUAACGGUAAUAUCAGGAACACCGACUCUUUCUUUAAGGACGAUACAGCCGAGACCAAAAAGAUUACCCUUACGCCCAAUCUGUUGCGGGAUGAUGCUCCUCCUCGAGAGUCAUCUGAUUCCAUCGGAUCCAAGUCUCGCACAAGCUUAGACAAGCUCGAAAAGGAGCUCAUGUCGGACAAGGACAGGAAAAAGAACAAGGAUAAGGAUAAGGACAAGAAAUCCGGUGGUCUCCGAGGAUUCUUCUCAAGGAAAGACAAGAAAAGGUCGCCUAAUGACGAUGGGCCGGACGGCGAGCCCCGCGAGAGCGAGGAGCGCCAGUCUGAGGAGCAUUCGUCUCCGGAGAAGGCCAGGCAGCCAGCCAAGCUACAGAAGCCCCAAGCCCGGGUCGAACCAUCCAUCAACGACAAGACUGCCAAUUCCACCGUGGAGCUUGCCUCUUAUCUGGCCGAAAGCCGCAUCAACGAUGUUUCCAAUGUUCCUCCACCUUCGAUGCGCAUCGUCAACCCCGAGACAAACGAGACACACGAGGUUCCAUCGCACCAGCCCCCUCGUGGCCGCCCAUCUUUGGAACAGCCAAUGUCUCCUACUGCACGUCGUGGCGAGGUAGUUCCCAGCCCGAGAGCCGCUGCUGCACCGCGGUCCCCAUACGCCCAUUUGGAUCUAUCCGAUUCGGACGAUUCGGACGACGGCGAAGCCAUCUUGGAUCAGAUGCCCAAGCCAAAGUCAUCAUCCACACUUGCGGCUACCAAUGCUGUCCAAGAGGAAGAACAAGAAGAGCCUAUUAUUCCUCGCUCCUUCCCGGAGAGCCACACUCCGUCUACUGGUGACAAAACUCCCGCUUCCCAGCAACAGACCUCAGCCGGGUCUAGACCCCGCUCGCCUUCAGAGGCAUCUCCCGAGUCACCGAUUGCUCCAUCGGAUCCUCCUGCUCUUAUGGUUGAUACUUCGUCGCCAGAGGAUCGAUCGCCCACUGUUUCGCCCUCUCCUGAGCUAACGCAGCCCGCUGAGGGUAGAUCCAAGAGCAGCUCCUCUUCUACUGGCAGCAAAGAGCAGACUUGGGACGACAUGAAGCUGCGUGCGUUUUUCGACGAGCCCGAGCAUAUUCGUGACCUCUUGGUAGUGGUAUACGACAAGACCGAUGUGGUGCCCGCAAGUAGCGAUCACCCCGUAGUAGGUGGUCUCUUCCGAGAGCAGAAUGCCAAGCUGGCUGAAAUAACAACUCAACUUGAUAACAUGCUUGGGGACUGGCUGGCAAGAAAACAGCGAACUCGUGGAUCCCUCUGAGCCAACGUAGUUUGUUCGAAACCGGCUUUUCCUACGAUUUUUUACAUAAUGUUUGUUAAGAGAGCCUCUUGGGGUUCCAAUUUUUCUUCUUCUCUAUAUCCGCACGUUGAUCGCCGUUUUUGAAAGAAAAUUUCAGCUGCUGGAUUCACGCUCAUCCCAUCACGCAGCGCAUGGCUUGUCGUUUUCCAUUUACAUGAAACUUUUGUCGUCU
Messenger RNA from Trichoderma asperellum CBS 433.97, 3100 nucleotides. The record is from RefSeq and is a predicted model, not a curated record. Lineage: Eukaryota; Fungi; Ascomycota; Sordariomycetes; Hypocreales; Hypocreaceae.